Messenger RNA from Mus pahari (shrew mouse), 2647 nucleotides. It is a transcript of the gene Zscan22, whose product is annotated as zinc finger and SCAN domain containing 22. The record is from RefSeq and is a predicted model, not a curated record. NCBI's taxonomy places the organism in Eukaryota, Metazoa, Chordata, Mammalia, Rodentia, Muridae. Bases 212 to 1702 code for a protein of 496 amino acids. The transcript is spliced from 3 exons.
GGCGCAUGUGCGUGCGUCAUCAGGGCGCCUCUGGAAGUGUCCGCUGGGAGUUCUGGAGACCCGGUGAGCGCGGGAACCCUGGCAUAGAGGGGUGAGAGCUGCGAACGCCCACGGCAAACCUAACGGCCUAUGGUGAUGAAUCUCUAACACUUCUUCAGACCCAAUUCUGAGGCUUGAGUCAUCCCGGUGACUCACUGAAUUCUUCUGCACAAUGGCCAUCCCCAAGAGCCCUCUGAGCCCAGUACGGUGGGAACAGGAUAGCUUCCUUCAGAUGAAGGUGAAAGAGGAGGAAGAAGCUAGCGACUCCCAGAGCCAGGAAUCCAGCCCUAGCUUUACUGCCCACCCUGAGGCUGCACGCUUGCGCUUCAGGCACUUCCGCUAUGAGGAGGCAUCCAGCCCCCAUCAGGCGCUAGCCCAACUUCGAGAGCUAUGUUGCCAGUGGCUGAGGCCAGAGUCGUCCUCCAAAGAACAGAUGCUGGAGUUGCUGGUGCUGGAGCAGUUCCUGGGUGCACUGCCCCCUGAGAUCCAGGCCUGGGUGGGUGCUCAGUGCCCAAAGAGUGGAAAGGAGGCUGCCGUUCUGGUGGAGGAUAUGACUCAACUGCUGGACAGGAGAGGAUGGGAGCCAGGAGUGGAAUGUGAAGAGGCAAGUUGCAAACAGAGCAAUACAGAUGAAUUGGAGCCACCAAAAAUGGCGACUGAAACAGUCAUGGGAAGUGUUUUGCCAAAAUCUACCCUUGCCCACACUUGUAAACCUGAGAGCCACUCAGAGAGCCAGCCAGAACUCCUAGGAGCACUCUGGAUGAAGUCUACUGCCCAAGAGAUGGAUUUCAGAAAAGCUCUGGGACCUCACAUGGAUGCCCCCAAAGACCAGCCUGGCCCUGAGUCUGAUGCCUCAGGAAACGGUUCCAACAUGUGGCCCAACUUCCCUUCCCAAGACAAGGCUUCUUCAGAGGAGAAAUUUGGCCCAUUACUUGAUAAUGAGACAGUGCCUCCAGAUACUUGCUCAGAGAAGAAGUCCUCCAAGGAUAGUGAAUGUUUGAAAACAUUCCAGAACACUUCAGCCCUGGAGGCCCACCAGAAGAGCCACUCUCAGAAGACGCCCUAUGCCUGUACUGAGUGUGGGAAGGUAUUCAGUCGGAGCACCCACCUUGUCCAACACCAGGUUGUUCACACAGGAGCAAAGCCCCAUGCGUGUAAAGAGUGUGGUAAAGCCUUCAGCCGAGUUGCCCACCUGACACAGCACCAGAGGAUUCAUACCGGGGAGAAGCCUUAUAAAUGUGAGGAAUGUGGUAAAACCUUCAGCCGCAGCACCCACCUCACGCAGCAUCAGCGAGUACACACAGGUGAGCGGCCCUAUGAGUGUGAUACAUGCGGCAAAGCCUUCAGCCAGAGCACCCACCUGACACAGCACCAGCGCAUCCACACUGGGGAGAAACCCUACAGGUGUGAUGUGUGUGGGAAAGCCUUCAGUGACUGUUCAGCUCUGGUCCGGCACCUGAGAGUCCACUCUGGAGAGAAGCCUUAUCAAUGUAAGGACUGCCCAAAGGCCUUCGCACAAAGCUCCUCCCUCAUCGAGCACCAGCGCACUCACACGGGUGAAAAACCUUAUAAAUGCAGUGACUGUGGGAAAGCUUUUAGCCGCAGCUCAGCUCUCAUGGUGCACCUAAAGAUCCAUAUCACCGUGACUCGAAGCACCCCUUAGAGUACAGCACAGCCUCCCUGAAAGGAUUGACAUCUAAGAAAUCUGGUAAUUGUGCUACCCAGUGUCGAAGGGCAGAGUGGGGUUAUCUGGGAACACAUCUACAUUUGAGGUCCCAGGGGAAAUCCCUAAUGAACACGGAUUCAGACCAGUUGGUGGUGAAGCUUCUAGAAGCUUCCUACCGCCCUCUGUAUCCCACUCAGGCUGGUCCCAGAGAGAAGAUACUAGUGAACUGAUGAUCUGCAUUGUUUCUUGGAACCUGAGCAAGUAAAGCCAGGUGUCUUUCCAGGCUCAGAUGGCCCAGGAUCCUUGAGGCAGGAAGACCCAAGCUUCAGGUUCUCACAUGGUUACUGUUCUUGCCGGUUCUUUGCUGGUCAGCCUAGAAUGGCCCACUCUGUGCCUUUGCACCUGCUUCCCCACCAUAUUACUGUAUGCCUAACUCCCAGACAGCCUUGGGAGGCUGCCUCUCCAUGCCAUCCCUCUCAUGUUUUCCCUGCUUUAAUCCACAGUGUCUGUCGUCUCCUCCCACAUCUUCUUUCCAUAUCUCACAGGCUCCAGCCCUGUGGAUUCACCUCAGACUCAUCUCUAAUCUAGCCCCUCCUGUAGUAUCACCUCCUGUGAGCUCACCUUGGCCUCCCACUGGAUUUUUAUCAGGGCUCUCCUUUCUCACCUCUUCCUGCCUUCAUUCCAUCCCCACCCACUUUCUUCCUGGCGCAUCUCUUUCUGCUACCCAGAUCACAGUGACAUGACACAUCAUUCCAUGACACAAUAUGUUGUCAGUGAGUCACCUCUUCAACAAACAAGCAUGCCAGGAUAUAUGUCACUUUGGCCCAAGCAAUUACUCUAGGUAUCCUCAAAUGUUGUCAAAUAAGAAUGUUGUCAUUUGUCUUUGAGCACAGUGUGUGAAAGUGACUUCAAAGUACUGGUCUGCCUGUUGGGCAAACUACA